This is a messenger RNA of Macaca mulatta (Rhesus monkey), 9837 nucleotides long. Lineage: Eukaryota; Metazoa; Chordata; Mammalia; Primates; Cercopithecidae. The record is from RefSeq and is a predicted model, not a curated record.
ACCAGACUGACUGACCAACAUGGUGAAACCCCGUCUCUACUAGAAAUACGCCUUGCAUAUUGGGAAGUGCGUUAGUGGAAAUACAAAGUCUUUGGAAUCCAACAAACAUUGUUUCAAAUGACCACAUACUAGGCUUUGACACUUUAGGUGAGGUACUCAGCCAUUUGGAGCUUCAAUGUUCUCAUCUGUGAAAUGGGGAUAGUGAUCUUAAUUUGUCUUAAGACUUGUGAAGAUCAACAGAAUGUGUGAAGCAGGUAGCAUAAUGCCUUGUGUACCCAGACUUACUACCUACCACAUGUUCACCCCUCCUUCCUUGCCUGGCACAGUGCUAGUAUACAGUAGGUACUCAAUACAUCCUAUGACAUUGAACUGAAUUUUCAUUUGGGAUGUUUAAUUUGUGCCUCUUCAUUUCCAGAUUGGAACUGGAGUUGUGUCCUGGUCUCUGGGUAGGAGCUAGGACCAUACAAUUAGAAGGGCUUAUUCUAAGUAUCGACAUUUAUUCUCCUGGGAGUUGCAUUCCAGGCCAUGUCUGAGGGUUCCUUUUAUUUUAAUAAUCAAGCUCACAUUCAGUGUGUCAUGUUAUGGAGCUCGCAAUAGCAGAUACACAGCUCUGGCUGCACCACAGGACACAUGGCUUCUACCAUAAUCCUGAAGGUAGGUGUGGUCCUCAUCCUUCUUUCCUGUGGCUGGCUGUGGGUGGCAGGUUUCAGGCAUUUGUUUUUAACCACUGCACAUCACUGCUUCUCCCUCAAUGGCAGACAGGAGCAGAGCCUUCUAUGUGGAUUUGGAAUGAUGUGUGUGGUGGGGCACUUUUCAGUAAACUCUUAGUCUAAGAAAGUUCUGGGCAUAAUGAAAGAAGACAGAGAGAGGAAGGGCCAAACCUGCUCACUGGAGUAGAACCUUGCAGUUUGGGGAAACCUAGUAGACCAUGGGAAGCACUCAAGGCCAGAAGAGAAAGGCAGCCGCGGCCAGGCUGACUGGUUCCCUCAGGCCAGGAGCUGGGACUGGCGCUUUUAGGUGUCUGUGACUGAGUCAGCAGCUGAGGCCAACAGAGCCUGAGGCAGCCUGUGGGCUGUGACUAAAUUAGGAAGAAAAAGCCCUUGGGCUCUCCUGGGAGCUCACUGGGGCAGGUGGGCCAUGGAAGGGCCUCUGGUGGGCAGCUAGAAACAGACUGGUCAAACUGACUUUCACUUUGAUUUUUCAGCGUAACUGUAGAAAUGUCACACACUGGGUCUGAGUUCAGUCCCAGCAGGAGGGAAGACCCCCGAUGCCGGGGUACCCCAAGCCCCAUCUCCUCCAAGGGGCUAAGUAAAAUAGGAGAAUCUGGUAAGCUUCAAUCACUAAGUCAUUUAUAAGCUCACUGGGGAGUUGUGACCUUUUAAAAGGAAUAUACCCUUUUGACUGUUUUGGGUAGGAGAUUAUAGUGGACACCAGGCAUCGCAGGUGGACACCAGCCUGUCCCAGACAGGACAAAUUGGAAUGAUGGUUGCUUUGCAUCCAUCAUUCUAAAAUCUGUGACAACAGAUUUUGAUUUUAGAAAAUCACAAGAAGGUUCAGUUUGGUUUGAGUGUUUAAGGAUUGCAGUGUGAGAUUUGGAAGGAGGAAAGUAAAAAAAAAAAGUUGGCAGGAGAACGGUGGCUCCUAGGAAGAAAAGUUACAUUUCUAAGUAAUCAAUCAAACUCUGAAUGAGGCCAGCCAGGGCCUUUAGCCACUUCCUCACAGAGAGGGGCUUCUUGGUUUGUUUGUUUGUUUUUUUUUGUUUAUUUGUUUGUUUGUUUGGUGUUGUACUUUCUGCAAGAUUGGUUGAAGGCAUUAGCCUGAGAGCACAGUUUCUCAACUGCAACACUAUUGAUAUCUUGGGCCAAAGAAUUCUCUUUUGUGGUGGUUGUCUUGAGCAUUGUAGGAUUUUGGCAGCAUCCCUGGUCUCUGCCCAGUAGAUGCCAGUUGCAUCCCAUCAACCCCCUCAGUUCUGACAACAACCUGUUUCCAGCAUUACUCUGGGGGCCAAAAUCGUCCCCAGCCACUGCUUAGAGCAAAGGAGAACUCACCUUUCCUACUGAAAGGAAUUGCAGUUACCAUUGGGUAGGUGAGAUGAUGGGUCGUCUCCGUUCAUCUCCUGUUCCACAAAAAUAAAGAAGGGCAAGUGUUUCUGGAGCUUUGCUGGUUGGGUGUCAGUUCGCCGGGAUUGUCUGAUGUAGCUGUAUUGCUAAGGAUUUUUAGGGUAUCUUCAGGACCAAAUUUUCACCCGUGAAAACCCAGAGUAAAAAGCAAGCAAACAAACAAGCAGACCACCACCCACAGCAGCAACAACAAAAAACAGAGAAGUAAACCAGGUGAGACUUUGGAAUUUUAUUAAAAAUGGUCAGCGCGAUCAGCCCUAGAUCUCUCCGUCAGAAGUGCUCUCAGGAGGCCUGUCUGCAUAGAGCUGGCUUGGGUGUUGAUACGUGAAGAGGCUGAGAACAUGUGGCAUAAACAUCGACUGAUAUUGUUUGCCAUUGCCAUUUACACUCAGCGUGUGUAAUGCAGCAGGAAUGGCUCCCAGUGGCAUGUGACUGCCCUUCCAGGCGGGCAUGCCAUGCUCAGGCACUGCUCUUUCUCUUUCGCUCUCUUCCUCCCUUGCUUGCAUACCCCCUCCGCUGCCCCUUUCCAGACUCGGGAGAGUUUGAGUGAAGGCUUGUCAUGAUUGGCAUGCAGAAAGCUGGUAGAAUGUCAUUGGAAUUUUCUAGGGAGGCACAUGCGCGACACCCAAAAUGACUCCUGGCUUCGGUGGCCACAGGUCAGCGCGUCGUGCCAGGCACCCUGGUCUGUUUCAGAAAGUGCCGCCAAGCUCCUGGACAAGAACCCGUUCUCGGUCAGUAACCCGAACCCUCUGCUUCCUUCACCUGCCAGUCUCCAACUGGCUCAACUGCAGGCCCAGCUCACCCUCCACCGGCUGAAGCUGGCACAGACAGCAGUCACCAACAACACUGCGGCCGCCACAGUCCUGAACCAAGUCCUCUCCAAAGUGGCCAUGUCCCAGCCUCUCUUCAAUCAACUGAGGCAUCCGUCUGUGAUCAACGCCCCCCACGGCCAUGCUGGGGUGCCCCAACAUGCUGCAACCAUACCCAGUACCCGGUUUCCCUCUAAUGCAAUUGCCUUUUCACCCCCCAGCCAGACACGAGGUCCUGGACCCUCCAUGAACCUUCCCAACCAGCCCCCCAAUGCCAUGGUGAUGCAUCCUUUCACUGGGGUAAUGCCUCAGACCCCUGGCCAGCCAGCGGUCAUCUUGGGCAUUGGCAAGACUGGGCCUGCUCCAGCUACAACAGGAUUCUAUGAGUAUGGCAAAGCCAGCUCUGGCCAGACAUAUGGCCCUGAAACAGAUGGUCAGCCCGGCUUCCUGGCAGCCUCGGCCUCAACCUCGGGCAGCAUGACCUAUGAAGGGCACUACAGUCACACAGGGCAGGAUGGUCAAGCUGCCUUUUCCAAAGAUUUUUACGGACCCAACUCCCAAGGUUCACAUGUGGCUGGCGGAUUUCCAGCUGAACAGGCUGGGGGCCUGAAAAGCGAGGUCGGGCCACUGCUGCAGGGCACAAACAGCCAAUGGGAGAGCCCCCAUGGAUUCUCUGGCCAAAGCAAGCCUGAUCUCACAGCAGGUCCCAUGUGGCCUCCACCCCCCAACCAGCCCUAUGAGCUGUAUGACCCCGAGGAACCAACCUCAGACAGGACACCUCCUUCCUUCGGGGGUCGGCUUAACAAUAGCAAACAGGGUUUUAUCGGUGCUGGGCGGAGGGCCAAGGAGGAACAAGCGUUGCUCUCUGUGCGGCCCCUGCAGGCUCACGAGCUGAACGACUUUCACGGUGUGGCCCCCCUCCACUUGCCACAUAUCUGUAGCAUCUGUGACAAGAAGGUGUUUGAUUUGAAGGACUGGGAGCUGCAUGUGAAAGGCAAGCUGCACGCUCAGAAAUGCCUGGUCUUCUCUGAAAACCGGUUUCCCUUUCUCGCCCUCUCCAGUGCUGGCAUCCGGUGUAUACUUGGUUCGGCAGAGGGAACAUUGUGUGCUUCUCCUAACAGCACAGCUGUUUAUAGCCCUGCUGGGAAUGAAGAUUAUGCCUCAAAUCUUGGAACAUCAUACGUGUCCAUUCCAGCAAGGUCAUUUGCUCAGUCAAGCCCCACAUUUCCUUUGGCUUCUGCGGGGACAACUUUUGCACAGCGGAAAGGGGCUGGCCGCGUGGUGCACAUCUGCAAUCUCCCUGAAGGAAGCUGCACUGAGAAUGACGUCAUUAACCUGGGGCUGCCCUUCGGAAAGGUCACUAAUUACAUCCUCAUGAAGUCGACUAAUCAGGCCUUUUUAGAGAUGGCUUACACAGAAGCCGCACAGGCCAUGGUCCAGUAUUAUCAAGAAAAAUCUGCUGUGAUCAAUGGUGAGAAGUUGCUCAUUCGGAUGUCCAAGAGAUACAAGGAAUUGCAGCUCAAGAAACCCGGGAAGGCUGUGGCUGCCAUCAUCCAGGACAUCCAUUCCCAGAGGGAGAGGGACCUGUUCCGGGAAGCAGACAGAUAUGGCCCAGAAAGGCCACGGUCUCGUAGUCCAGUGAGCCGGUCACUCUCCCCGAGGUCCCACACUCCCAGCUUCACUUCCUGCAGCUCUUCCCACAGCCCUCCGGGCCCCUCCCGGGCUGACUGGGGCAAUAGCCGGGACUCCUGGGAGCACUCUCCCUAUGCCAGGAGGGAGGAAGAACGAGACCCGGCUCCCUGGAGGGAGAACGGGGAUGACAAGAGGGACAGGAUGGACCCCUGGGCACAUGAUCGCAAACACCACCCCCGGCAACUGGACAAGGCUGAGUUGGACGAGCGACCGGAAGGAGGGAGGUCCCACCGAGAGAAGUACCUGAGGUCUGGAUCUCCCAACCCGCCCCAUUCUGUGUCCAGCUACAAAAGCCGCGAAGAUGGCUACUACCGGAAAGAGCCCAAAGUCAAGUUGGACAAGUAUCUGAAGCAGCAGCAGGAUGGCCCUGGGAGGUCCAGGAGGAAGGAUGAGGCCAGGCUGCGGGAAAGCAGACACCCCCAUCCCGAUGACUCAGGCAAGGAAGAUGGGCUGGGGCCAAAGGUCACUAGGGCCCCUGAGGGCGCCAAGUCCAAGCAGAAUGAGAAAAAUAAAACCAAGAGACCUGAUAGAGACCAAGAAGGAGCUGAUGAUAGAAAAGAAAACACAGUGGCAGAGAAUGAGGCUGGAAAAGAGGAACAGGAGGGCAUGGAAGAAAGCCCUCAAUCAGUGGGCAGACAAGAGAAAGAAGCAGAGUUCUCUGAUCCGGAAGACACAAGGACAAAGAAGGAACAAGAUUGGGAGAGUGGAAGUGAGGCAGAGGGGGAGAGCUGGUAUCCCACUAACAUGGAGGAGCUGGUGACAGUGGACGAGGUUGGGGAAGAAGAAGAUUUUAUCAUGGAACCAGACAUCCCAGAGCUGGAAGAAAUUGUGCCCAUUGACCAGAAAGACAAAAUCUGCCCGGAAACAUGUUCAUGUGUGACAACCACCUUAGACCUAGACCUGGCCCAGGAUUUCCCCAAGGAGGGAGUCAAGGCCGUAGGGAAUGGGGCUGCAGAAAUCAGCCUCAAGUCACCCAGAGAACUGCCCUGUGCUUCCACAAGCUGUCCCAGUGACAUGGACGUGGAAAUGCCUGGCCUAAAUCUGGAUGCUGAGCGGAAGCCAGCUGAAAGUGAGACAGGCCUCUCCCUGGAGGAUUCAGAUUGCUACGAGAAGGAGGUAAAGGGAGUGGAGAGCUCAGAUGUUCAUCCAGCCCCUACAGUCCAGCAAAUGUCUUCCCCUAAGCCAGCAGAGGAGAGGGCCCGGCAGCCAAGCCCAUUUGUCGAUGAUUGCAAGACCAGGGGGACCCCGGAAGAUGGGGCUUGCGAAGGCAGCCCCCUGGAGGAGAAAACCAGCCCCCCCAUCGAAACCGACCUCCAAAGCCAAGCUUGCCAAGGAGUGUUGACCCCGGAAAACUCCAGGUAUGUGGAAAUGAAAUCUCUGGAGGUGAGGUCACCAGAGUACGCUGAAGUGGAACUGAAACAGCCCCUUUUUUUGCCUUCUUGGGAACCAGAGGAUGUGUUCAGUGAACUUAGCAUUCCUCUAGGGGUGGAGUUCGUGGUUCCCAGGACUGGCUUUUAUUGCAAGCUGUGUGGGCUGUUCUACACGAGUGAGGAGACAGCAAAGAUGAGCCACUGCCGCAGUGCUGUCCACUACAGGAACUUACAGAAAUAUUUGUCCCAGCUGGCCGAGGAGGGCCUCAAGGAGACGGAGGGGGCAGGUAGCCCGAGGCCGGAGGACAGUGGAAUCGUGCCACGCUUCGAAAGGAAAAAGCUCUGAUGCUUCUGCUUCUACUGCUGCUGCAAGGUUGGAAAGGAGAGCUUGCCGAAGGAAGCGGGGCCUUCCUGAUUCUGGGGACAGGACUAAAGCCUGAGAGGAAGGAAAACCAAGCAGGGCACAUUGCUUGCGUUUGCUCCCAGAGACUCAGUGAAAUGCCCAUGAAAUGUCUCCAGGAGCCAAGUCACCCAGGUGUGUCCAGCCCACUGAGGGUCACCAACUCUCUCCCUGUUGACUCUUGUUUCUCUCAAACCAUCUUUCAAUUCGUUUUUCUCUCUUUUCCUCUUGUUCUCUCUCUCCCUCUCUCCUUAUGUGCCAAGAAUCAUUUCCUUUUCACAAAACCCAACUUCUCAGGGAUUUUCACAGUGUUUAAAUUCUUGAUAGGAUCUAAUACGUCAGGCCUGGCUGAGUCACGCAAGGAAAAGGUUUAAUGGAAACUCCUGGGUCAGGCAAACCCCUGCAGUGAGUCUACAGCAGUAUCUCUGUCUGGUGUCCCGUGUAUCCCCUGCGUUGGGGAGCCGAGUCGGGUCUGCAGUCCCGGUGAGGGGACAUCACGGACAAUCUGUUGGCAGAGCUGGGAGGGACUUCAUUAACCUCUUCCUCCAGCUGGGCCACCCUUUUGAAAAGCCUCUGUUUUUAAUAACUCUUUCAUCCUGUCAGUUCUUCUAGAAGUCUGCCAGACCUAUGCCUUAAAGUAAAAUAAAAUGAAUUUUAGAGAUGAAAAGAGCCCUUCAUUGUGGAAGCUCUGAUAAGUUUCCUCCAAACUUACUUCCCUCCUCUUGAUUUCAGGAGAUGUCAGGGUUUGUUCUAUUCUGGACAAUGAAUUUGGUACAAAUUCACUAUAAUUAAAAAUAAAAACAGAAGCAUCUUCCUCCAGCUAAAGCAGCAGUUGGCGUGGGUUUAGGUGGAAUGCUGGCCUUUCUGCAAUGUGUAGCAUUGGCUUGAGACACAGUUCCAGGCUGUGGAAAACAGAGUUGUUUGGGGGGUUAAAUGAGCUUAUUUAAGUCAAGGAAACAUCAUCUGUCCUUCACUCAGCCGUGGUGCCUGCACUCUGGGGUACAACCUCCUCUCAAUGGGAUGGUUUUUAAAUGGCCCCCCAGUUGGGGGAGAAGCUAAGGAAAGAGAAGGCUGCAGAGCCAAAGAGUGGCAUUGAAGUUUGCUGGGUGUCUGUAGGUGGACCCUUUCCAGCUGGGCAGAUAGUUGAGGGCUCCUUGGGUUUGACUGCCUGUGUAGACUUUGAUGCCAAAAUGUUAUGAAAAGUCCUGAUUCCCACUGCUCUUUCUGGUACUGGAGGGUGGGUACCUUCAGGCUGUGGGGUCUGUAGUCUGAUAUUCCAUUGAAAGGGUAUGGGAUAAAGGUGCUGGGGGAAAUGAGGCUCGGCCACAGCCAUAGAGAGGCCCUCGGGCAGGUAAGAAGGGGGGCGUGGAGCUGUUUUCCUGAGCUGAGAUACUCUCCUGAAAGCACCCUUCAUAGCUUAGCCCAGGAAAAAUAAAACAAGGAAGACAGGUCACUCUCCCCUAGGCAGUUCCUGUUGUUUCAUUCCUGACCUUGGGCAGGCAGACUGAGAAGGGACUGUGUAGGGUUUUGUUUUGUUUUGUUUUCAUUUUCCUUUUUAUGGCAUGUGAGAUCAUACUGCACAUUCUGUCCUCUGUACUAAUAGAGGAAGGGCAGAGAGAUUAGUUCAAGGCUGACAUUUUAUAUCAGGUAACUGAGGCACACAAAGGGAACAAAUGAAGAACAUAAAAUGAUCAGUGUAAACCUGAAAGCAUGCAGUCAUUGGCAAGGGACGUACUCCUGGGAGCUGGUGAGAGAGAACAGUUAAGGCAAGCACCGGGUGAAAGCGGACCAGCUUGAACAGGUGUGAUGCGGAGAGGUUGGAAGAAGCAAGAAACCUGAACUCAUCAUCAUCAUCAGACUAUUAAAUAAAAUUUAUAGGAGGCUGUUGGUUUGAACUGAGCUCCUGCACUAGGCCCAACAGACCAAAACAAAAGGGAGUCACUCAUGUUAAAGUUCUGUCUUCCAAGAAAUCAGGAGAGAGAGAGAGAGAGAGAAAGAGAAUAGCCAAAUCCCCAAACAGGCCAGUUUUAACCAGCAUGAUGAAGAAGUGUCCUUGGUUUUAACCUUUAUAAGGAAAGCAACUUUGAGAUGACCAGUCUGGUUUUUGUUCUUUGUGUCUGCUUUCCUCAGCCCUUUUCUGUCUAUAAAGCCAAACUCCUCCGCUCAGCUCCUGGGAACACUCAUUCUAUUUUAUAGAAUGACGUGUUGCCCAAUUCUAGAAUCAAAAAUAAAAGCCAGCUAAAAUCUUUAAAGUAAAUUUGUUGUAAUUUUAUCUUUUGAGAAGACCAUAUGGGGGCUGCUGAAAAGUUGGUAUCUCAAAUAAAGUCUGAAGAUCGUGGCUCAGCCCAGAUUGUUCCCCUGGAACUCCACAGGUUUGAACCUGGCAUUCUGGACACCAGCUCUGCCUCCUCCAUUUCUCAGAAAACCUUUGAUCUUGUGUGUCUUUCUUGCCACUGAAGGGAAUUCUGGGGGCAGUUCUUUGGCCUUCUUGCUGAACUUUGCUGGAAAUAGCAUACAAUUUUUAUCAGAGGCUAGAACUGUACAUUAUCAGAGAGACUGGACACUUUAUCCCCUAGCAAAGUGGGAGCAGACUUCACCAGCUCAUUCUGCUCCACCCCUGCCUUCCCCCACCCCCCAUCCCCAGCAGCAUUUCCGGAAAUCCAGAUGGUCGUGUAGUGUUAUGGCUCCCAUGUGAUAGACUGGCCUUCAUAUUGGAAAGCUAGGGAGGGCCCCUGGGAGGGAAAGAGAUAAGGCACUAUCUGCAUUCAAUCAGAACCUUCAGUUUAAAAUCAUCUAAGAGUCUAUACUUGUGUACAUAUGUAUUUAUUUUUAUUUAUUUUUAUACAAUUCCAUUGGCAUGGUCCUUCACCGACCCUAUGAUUUGCACUUUUUAUUCCUACGUGUGCCAUACACAAUGCAGUAUUAAAGGCAACCAGGAAAAUAUUGAUUUGUUUUUUAAAGCUUUUUUUCAGUGUUUUGUCAGCCAUUUCAAAGUGUCUCCCAGAAAAGGAUGCUGAAGAGCAAUUGCUACCUUGAGCAACAGAUUCAUAUUUACCCCAGGUUAAUAUAACAAAAGGCCUGUAUAAUUUUCUUUUCAUUGUUAACACCCAAAAUAGCAUCUAUCUAGACAGUAUCCCCAAAGAAUUUGGAAAAUUUGAUGGUGUGAGCAGCAGCCAUUAGUAUCGGGGUUUCCCAUUCUUGGACAGUCCAAGGCUGUGACCUGUUAGAUAAUUAGAUUAUACUUGAACUGGACCAGAGUUUGUUUUUUGAAUUUAUGAGAAAAACAAAAACACUAAGUUAAUUUAAGUUUGAACUUGUAAAGUAUUGAAAUUUGUUGAGUGUCCUAUAAAUUGUCACGACUUUUCCUGAUCUGUAUAACUGACUGCAAAGUGUUUGUUUUUACAAAAGAGAAAAGAUUUUUAAUAAAGAGAAUUUGAAAGCUGUGA